CAUAGAAGAGGGCGCGGAGCAGCUGAGGCGGUGCUUGAGUUGACAGGAGGAUCCGCUCACUCAGUCACUGCUCUGCAUUAGUUCACUGCUUCCACUUCGCCGAACUGCUGCUGCCUCCAUUUAAAGUUAACGGCCACUUGUGAAAGCAGGAUUUUUCACCGGUUGUUGAACCGCACCACGACAGAGAAGGUAGGCGCCAUGUCCACCCCCACAAACCCAGAGGUAAAGGAACUGAACCCUGUUGACUUUAUCCAGCUCCAGCAGUACAUUGAAUACUGCAGCUUGAAGGUGAAGGACGUGCUGAGGGAAUUUGAUGCAGAUGGCCGUCUGGCCCGGCACAGACAUGGAGAGUGCAUCAAUGAAGAAGGCUUUCGUCUGUUCCUCAAGACUUAUUUAGAAGUGGAGGACUUCCCUGCGGAUCUCUGCCAGCGACUCUUCCGCUCCUUCCAAAACUCUGAACCCACCCAGGAAGACAGUGCCAGUGAGAUUAUACACCAUGUAUUAACACAACUCACUGCCUCCAUGCUACUUUGCAGCGUGCCCAUAUCAAUUUACGCCGUGGCCUAUUUGGCACGGGUUCAUUUCUCACCACAAGCCUGUGAGGUGCUGUUUGUGCAGAUAUGGUUCACAGCCAUCCUUCUUUCUCUCUCUCUCUCCUCUGUCUCUCCUGUAGAGGAGGUCUUUCUGAAGGAUGUUUCAUGUUACUUCUCUCUGCUGGAGGAUGGCCAGCCUCGGGACAAGCUGGAGUUUGCUUUCAAGCUCUAUGACAGAGACGGCAACGGAGUCCUCGACAGCUCUGAAGUGGAUCGGAUUAUUGCUCAGAUGAUGCAUGCUGCAGAAUACCUCGGAUGGGAUGUGUCAGAGCUGAGGCCGGUUCUGAAGGACAUGAUGACAGCAAUUGAUGCUGACAGCAGUGGUACAGUGUCUCUGGAGGAGUGGGUGGAGGGAGGCAUGAACAAUGUUCCCUUGCUGGUCUUGUUGGGUCUUAAGAUGACUCAGAAGGACGGGCAGCACCUUUGGAGGAUGAAGCAUUUCAAUAAGCCCGUUUACUGCAACGUGUGUCAAAGCAUGCUGCUGGGUCUGAGGAAACAAGGACUCUGCUGCACCUGCUGCAAAUACACAGUCCACGGCCGCUGUGCUAACAGGAACCCAGGCCCCUGUACCAGGACGUAUGUGAAGUCAAAGAAAGAAACAGGGGUUCCAGCACACGACUGGGUGAGUGGGAACUGUGACUCAAGGAAGUGUGAAAAAUGCCAGAAGAAGAUCAAGAGCUAUCAAGGCUUAACGGGCAAACACUGUGUGUGGUGCCACACGAUGCGUCAUGAUGCAUGUGCAGACCAGGACCCAACAGAGUGUACCUGUGGGCCCCUCAGAGACCAUAUCCUGCCUCCAUGGGCAAUAUAUCCUGUUGUAAAGGAGAGACCAAACAAUGGCUGCUCAGGGUCAACAGAUGACAGCGAGCUCAAUACUACUCCUGAUGGACAAGUGCUUCAGAUCAGCCCUGUGCCAAACACCCAUCCUCUUCUAGUGUUUGUCAACCCUAAAAGUGGUGGCAAGCAGGGAGAAAGAGUCCUGCAUAAAUUUCAGUAUUUACUGAAUCCACGGCAAGUACACAACCUGUGCAAUGGCGGACCUGGACCAGGACUGAGUUUCUUCAGAAAUCUGCAGGAUUACAGGAUCCUGGUGUGCGGGGGAGACGGCACAGUUGGCUGGAUUCUAGACGCAAUAGACAAAGUCAAUCUGCUGGUACGACCACCUGUCGCUGUGCUUCCUCUUGGCACAGGAAAUGACCUCGCGCGAUGUCUGCGAUGGGGCGGAGGAUAUGAUGGUGAGGAUCUGAGUCGUAUUCUUAAAGACAUCGAGGGGAGCUCUCAGGUGCUGAUGGACCGCUGGAGUGUGCAGGUCAUCCCAGAUGAGAAUCAGGAGAAGGGCGACCCAGUGCCCUAUGAAAUCAUCAACAACUACUUCUCUAUUGGAGUGGAUGCCUCCAUCGCCCACCGGUUUCACACAAUGAGGGAGAAACAUCCCCAGAAAUUUAACAGCAGAAUGAAGAACAAGCUGUGGUAUUUUGAAUUUGCCACUUCAGAAACCAUCUCCGCUUCCUGCAAGAAACUGAACGAAAGUCUAACAAUCGAGUGCUCUGGUACUCCACUGGACCUCAGUAGCCUGUCUCUAGAAGGGGUUGCUGUCCUAAACAUUCCCAGCAUGCACGGUGGCUCCAACCUAUGGGGUGAGACCAAAAAAGGGGACACGAAGGGAAUGACGAGUCAGGAAGAGCCCGAGGUGAUUGUCGACCCAGAAAUCCUGAAAGUGACCUCACAAGAUCUCAGUGACCGUCGAUUAGAAGUGGUCGGCCUUGAAGGAGCCAUGGAGAUGGGACGGAUAUACACGGGUCUUACGAGUGCUGUGAGGCUUGCAAAAACGUCACAGAUCACCAUCAGGGUGAAGAAAGCCUUACCGAUGCAGAUAGAUGGAGAGCCGUGGAUGCAGCCUCCCUGCACGAUUCACAUCACACACAAGAAUCAAGCCAGUAUGUUGAUGGCUCCUCAGGCCAAAUCAUCUGGUUUUUUCAACUACAAAUAAACUGCUCAGAAGCAGCCACGUUUUUUUGUAAAUAGAGGACUUACACUUUUAAAAAUGUUUUGAAUGUGUAUGUUGUAGAAUAAUCGCACCGCAACAGUCAAAGUUAGGAUAACUGCAUCUCUGUAACACAUAACCAAAGCAUGGCACUGUAUGAAUACAAAUGUAUGCAUCGUGGCAAAAUUAUUUUCACCAAAUGUACUCCGUGUUUUUAUCAAUACCCAACUCUCUUGCUGCUUCUGUCUCAGUGCUUCACAGUUAGUGGAAAUGCUGCUCUGUAGGAACUUAAUGUAACAUUUAAAGCAAAGUGAAUAUCACGCUAAAGGAAGAAUAUUCAGCUUCAUGUGCCUUUACAAUCUGUUCUCUGUGGUUAUGGCUUUGGUAGAAGACUUUACAGAGCUCGAUGUGUAGACGUGCACUUUGGGCAUAAUCCAUGUAGUAUUGCUGUUGUCCUUGUGGCUGUAAAGAUGCUGUGAAAUGACUGUAGUUACUUCACCUUUUGUUUUAGUACAUUUCAGAAGAUACUUGAAAGUAUUUUUGGGAACAGUAAUGGGAGAAUCAUUACCAAAAGAGGGACUCAUGUAUAUCCAUUGCAGCAGUCAGCCCACGUAACUGUUCCUGUGCGUGUGUGAGUAUGUUUGUGUGGAAGAAAGCUGAGAUAUGUUCACUUCCAACUUGUCUUAUUUAAAUGCUUAAUUAGUCAUAUCAUUUCAAUAUAUCUGGAAGAUAUUUAUGUAAUAUGCCUGAAAUAACACACUGUGUAGAGUUUAAUAAAUCAUCUGGACUUCA
This is a messenger RNA of Anarrhichthys ocellatus (wolf-eel), 3369 nucleotides long. It is a transcript of the gene dgkaa, whose product is annotated as diacylglycerol kinase, alpha a. Gene Ontology annotation, molecular function: calcium ion binding; ATP-dependent diacylglycerol kinase activity. Lineage: Eukaryota; Metazoa; Chordata; Actinopteri; Perciformes; Anarhichadidae. The transcript is spliced from 23 exons. Gene Ontology annotation, cellular component: plasma membrane. The record is from RefSeq and is a predicted model, not a curated record. Gene Ontology annotation, biological process: phospholipase C-activating G protein-coupled receptor signaling pathway. Bases 199 to 2583 code for a protein of 794 amino acids.